Molecule: messenger RNA, 1714 nt
Organism: Topomyia yanbarensis
Lineage: Eukaryota; Metazoa; Arthropoda; Insecta; Diptera; Culicidae
Product: glycolipid transfer protein
Exons: 4
Coding region: 785-1411 (208 amino acids)
Biological process (GO): ceramide transport; intermembrane lipid transfer
Cellular component (GO): cytosol; membrane; cytoplasm
Molecular function (GO): ceramide 1-phosphate transfer activity; ceramide 1-phosphate binding
Source: RefSeq, a predicted model, not a curated record
AUUCAAUCAAAAUUAGGCAUAUUAGAGCGAUUUUAGCGCUGGGGUACGAAUGUACCCCACAAAACCGUUUACGCAUAGAAAAAGUCACGAAACCGUUGUAGGGUCAGGGCCGGCGGAAAGCGUGGGUAGUAUGGGUAGUACUACCCACUCGAAAAUAAUCGAGUGGGUAAUUACCCACUCGAAAUUUUGAACCAUUUCAAAAAAUUUAGAUGCGCAACGCAUGUAUUUCGCACUACACGCAUUUGAAAACAUCGAUGUACCACAAUUCCAUUUGCAUAAACGUACGUGAUUUAAUGUGAAUGUAAUGUAAACGUGUGCAUUGCGAAAAGGGAAAAAAAUCCUUACUAAUGGACCCCUCACCCUAUGCUUUCUACCCACUCGGGCGUAAAGUGUUUCGCCGCCCCUGUGUAGGGUUAAUUAACUCCUGUCUGGAAAAAGAAAUGAUCGAACGUUUUCGGGUUUUCAACUAUCUCACUGAUAAAACGAAAAAGAGGCAUUUAAUUUCACCAUAGUUUAGAAGUGAUACUUCUUGAAGUCACGAUUUAAGCCUAUCGUUUUAAGGGUUAAAUGCUUGCUUGUUUUCUGUGUAGAUACCUGGUAGGUAUUUUGAUAUCAGUGCCUGAUAGAAGCCUUAUCACAGCUAACGAAAAUGAGGACAAACAAGGCAUACCAUGAGUCAUUCAUUUACGCGCAGCAGUUGCUUUGCUGCUUCGUGCGAGAUAACUCGUUUAGUUUGGUUUUGUUUUAACGCUACGCUAUAGUAAAACAGUAAUAAGCCCUGAGUAUGGCUCAGAUUGAACCUAAGAUUAAUUUCUAUAAGUUAAAACGCUUUCCCGAAAUCAAUAGCGAAAAUGGAAAUAGUCAAAUCGACACUACCGCCUUCCUUGAAUCAACCAGCCAAGUAAUUGAUAGCAUAGAAUCAUUUGGAAGACUCUUCACGCCUAUAGUGACGGACAUGCGUGGCAAUGUAAAGAGGUUACAUGCUAAAUAUAAGGAAAAUGAGCAAACUUUCCACUAUCUUGAAGACCUUAUUCUGCAUGAUAAGGAUGGGAAUGAAAUAACAUUCGAUACUGUGACUGAAGGGCUGCUGUGGUUAAAGCGCGCAUUGGAGAUGAUUGAAAUAUUUUUCAGAAACAUGUUGGAUGAUCCAUCUGGCAGUGAUAUCGUAAAACACCACCUCAAAAAUGCAUAUGAAGCUGCUUUACUGCCCUACCAUGGUUAUUUGGCUCAAAAAGGGUUUCAUCUUCUUCACCACUAUAUCCCGUCAAGGACUACUCUUCUGGGUUCAGCAGAAUCAAAUCAUCAGAACAUAGAAGCGUUAAAAAAUUACCUUAUCACUUUUAAAGCAAACAUCGAAUACUUGAAUCGGUUUAUUGAGGACCAUGAUUUUAAUAAAACAUAUAAAGUAUAAUAAACAAAGACAACUCUAUCGGUAAUCAAUAUAAUUAGUAGUUGUAUCUAAAAUAUCACUUGAUCGUCUUGAAAUCGUUCACGUCGAAAAUGUGAUGCACGACGGAUUGCUAUGAAACUUGAAAUUAUUUGGCCGACCAACAAACUACAAUGUAUCAUUUCGAGAAUAAAACUAAUUUUAUAUUUCAUUACUUGCUCACUAGUCAACAUAUACAAAUUAAGUGGAGUUUGAAGAAAUAUAGACAAUAUCCAGAAUCCAGCAAAAUCGGGUAUCUACAAAUAAAAUCGAAUAUAAUAAAAUUCA